Molecule: messenger RNA, 192 nt
Organism: Cinclus cinclus
Lineage: Eukaryota; Metazoa; Chordata; Aves; Passeriformes; Cinclidae
Product: metallothionein-1
Exons: 3
Coding region: 1-192 (63 amino acids)
Molecular function (GO): metal ion binding
Source: RefSeq, a predicted model, not a curated record
AUGGACUCUCAGGACUGCCCUUGUGCCACAGGUGGCACCUGCACUUGCGGGGACAACUGCAAAUGCAAAAACUGCAAAUGCACAUCGUGCAAAAAAGGCUGCUGCUCCUGCUGCCCAGCUGGAUGUGCCAAGUGUGCACAAGGCUGCGUCUGCAAGGGGCCACCCUCUGCCAAGUGCAGCUGCUGCAAAUAG